Molecule: messenger RNA, 681 nt
Organism: Geodia barretti
Lineage: Eukaryota; Metazoa; Porifera; Demospongiae; Tetractinellida; Geodiidae
Source: the annotation of a GenBank genome assembly
AUGUGCCAGCUCUGCACCGAGCUUUCGCAGUACGCCAGCAUCGAGAUUGAGGUCAUUGGCGGCUGGCAGCAGAAGCUCUCAUACGGCUUUCACGAGGUCAAGCUCUUCCUUGCCACGCAGAUGUUCGACAACGCCCGCCACUUCGAGGCGUUCCGCAAGCGCGCCCUCUCCAACGGCGGCGGCCUGGGCUUAGAGAACAAGGGCGAGGUCAAUCGCAUGCUGCUGGAGAGCACCGGCGGUUGGCCCGAGACGGUAGUCAUGCUGCACAUGCUGCGCGGCACGUUCAUAUUCAUGCUGUACCGCUACGGCGAGCUUUUCGCGCACAACCCCGCCGAGAAGGUGCUGUUCGCGCGCUGCCUUCAGGACAAGGCGCGGCACCUCGCUUAUGGUCUCGCCCACUUGCGAUACGCCACCUCCCAUAACCCCGACAAGAUCAUCGUUUUCGGACGGCUGAUGAACAUCGCCGAGCGCGUGUUCGAGCGCGAACUCAAGGACCCUGUGCUGAGAGAGGCGCUGGCUAUAAUCUUCGGCGGCGGCAUCGAGGGGGCGCAGAGCGGCAUGCGCCAGUACGAGCGCAUGAUGGGCGACUUUGCCCGCCAGUACCUCGCCAACAUGGAGCACAUCGGCGUGCGCCGCGAAGAGGGCUUCCCGCCGGCACUAGCGAAGUUUAUGGAGGCUUAG